Messenger RNA from Ceratina calcarata, 304 nucleotides. Its product is annotated as dual specificity mitogen-activated protein kinase kinase 4-like. The annotation marks the transcript as partial. The record is from RefSeq and is a predicted model, not a curated record. Gene Ontology annotation, biological process: protein phosphorylation; MAPK cascade. Gene Ontology annotation, molecular function: JUN kinase kinase activity; ATP binding. The transcript has a single exon. NCBI's taxonomy places the organism in Eukaryota, Metazoa, Arthropoda, Insecta, Hymenoptera, Apidae.
UCAGGGCGACUGUUGGAUUUGCAUGGAACUCAUGGAUACGUCGUUAGAUAUAUUUUACAAAUUUAUUCACGAGGUAUUGGAGGAAAGAAUACCCGAACGUAUUUUAGGAAAAAUUACCGUCGCUACUGUGAAGGCAUUAAAUUACCUCAAAGAGAAACUAAGAAUAAUACACAGGGACGUGAAACCUAGCAAUAUUCUAUUAGAUCGGCAUGGUAACAUAAAGCUCUGCGAUUUCGGUAUAUCAGGACAGUUGGUAGAUUCCAUCGCGCGGACUCGAGACGCUGGAUGUAGACCGUAUAUGGCU